AUGGAUAAAUUUAUGAAAUUAGAAAAUCAUAAAUUAAACAAUAAAGUAGAAAACUACAAAAAUUAUAUUGAUGAAUUAAAAAAGGUAUCAAAUAUUUUUCAAAACAAAAAUAUUGAUUCUUUUGCUUCAAAUUCAACAAUUGAUGAAAAUAAGAUUAUGAAUGCAAGUGAUUUAUGUAAUUUAUGCAUUGAUAGGAAUAGCGAGAAAUAUAAUAAAAGAAUAAUAGAAAAGGAAACAAUGAACAAUAAUUAUACAAGAGAAAAAAAUUUUCCAAAAUUUACUAAAAAAAAUUCAGUUAUUGAUUUUUUGAAUACUCCUAUUAUAAAUACAAAUGAAUGUAAUUAUAUUAAUGAAAUUAAUAAAGACUCAAAAGUAAAAGAAAAUACAUUAAAUGAACAUAGUGAUAUUGAUGCACAUACAUAUGAAAAUGAAUUUAAUAAAGUUAAUUCUAUAAGUACUAAUAAUAUAGGUGAGACAAAUAUUAUUCAGAAAGAAGAAAAAAGUGAUUACACUUUGGAUAAGUUAAAUAGUCAUACAAUUUUUUAUAAAGAAAACAAUAAUGAAAAAAGUUGUAAUUCUAGCUGCAAUUACAAUAAUAAAAAUUCCAUAUAUCAUAAAAAUUCAGUAGUAGAAAAGAAAGGUAAUGAAGAUAAAUUUAAUGAAUCACAAAAUAUUAUUAAUAAUAAUUUUAAACUAAUAAAAUUUUAUUUAGAAAAAAUACUAGAGAAAUCAUCAGAUAAAAAUAUAAAAAAUUAUUCUCCUAAUAAUAAAAAUAUUGAAUUAAAUAAUUUUUGUAAAUAUAAUUCAGAAGUAAAUAUGUUAAAUGAUUUUCCAUUUAAUUAUGCGCUUCUACAAGAUAAUAUUAAAGAGUUAUGUAAUAAUAAUAAUAAUACUACUACUACUACUACUAAUAAUAAUAAUAAUAAUAAUAAUACUAUUACUUCUACUACUAAUAAUAAUAAUUUAGUUGGUCUGAAUGAAACGAAUAAAAAAGAAGUAUCACUUAAAGAUAACGUAGAAAUGAAAAAUAAUUUGAAUUAUAAUACAGUUAAUGAUAAAAUAAAUAAUACUUCUAAUAUUAAUGAAGAAAUAAAUUAUUUACUUCUUACAGGAAGCAAUAUGGUAAAAGAUUCAGAUGUUAACAAUGAAAAUGUAUUUAAGAACAUUGCAUUAAAAAUUUACAAUUACCUAAAAAAUUGUAAUGUAAGAAAGAUUGAUGAAAUAAAACAAUCAAGUUUAAAUAAUACAGAACAAUGCAAUAUGCAUGAUUUUUCAAAAGAUAAUAACAUAGAAAAAAAUACAACCUUAUCAAAAGAAUUAAAAAUAUAUGUACCAUUGCUAUUGUUUUAUUUAGCAAAUUUUUAUUGCUCCAGUGAUAUAGGUUUUCUUCAUAAUAGUACAAUUUCUCACAAAAAAAAAUUAAGAAAAAAAGUCAUUAAUGAAAUAAUGUUUGGUGUUAUUAAUUCUGAUGCUAAUAAAUAUAUUGAUCAAUUAUUGUGUAGUGUCAAAAUAUGUUUUAUACAAAUACUUGAUUAUUUAAAAGAUUUUAAUUCAGAAUGGGUAAGACAUAAUAAUGGAGAAGAAUAUUUUUAUCAUUUUCGUAAAAUUAUUUCUAUUGAUAGUUCUAAUAUUGAUAUUAAUUCUGUUAUUACAUAUGUAAAACACAUUAAAAAAUUAAAAAAAAAAUAUUUGAAUGGAUUUCCUUCAUGUAAUAAUAGCUUAAAUAAAAAUAUCAAAAAAAAAGAUAAACAAAUUUUUGAAUUACCAAAGAACAUUUUAUAUGAGGAGAAUAAAGAAAAUAUAAAUAUAAUCAAUCAUGAAUCUUUACCAAAAAGCAUAUAUAAGGAAAAUGGAAAUUUGAAUAAUGAAUGUUUAGGUAGUAGAUCAUUAAAAAGAAAAUAUAAUAUAAAUGAAGAAAAAAAUUUAGAUAAUAAAUUACAUAAACAAAUUAAAAUAGAAUUAACUUCUAGUGAGAUGCAUGAUAAUGAAACUCAAAAUAUAAAAAGUGAUAAGGUUGAGGAUAAUAACAUUAACUUACCAAAAAAUCAAAACAUUAAUUCAAGUAAAGAAAAUGUAAUUGAUGAAGAAGAUAAAAUUUAUUAUGCACCAAGUGAUAUGAGAACAAGUAUUGAAACAAUUAAUGAAAACGUUAAAUUAGAUAAAUAUGAAGAUGAUUUUAAAAUGAAAUAUUAUAAUGAUGAAGAUAAAAAGGAUUCUUUAAAAAAAAUGGAAAAUAAUGAAGAAAAAUUGAAUGAAUAUUUUGAAGAGGAUAUGAAAGAAAAAAUGGAAGAAAAAAUGGAUGAAAAAAUGAAAGAAAAAAAAGAAGAAAAUAUAAAAUGGAAAGAGGAGAAAAUGGAAGACAACGAAAAUAAAAAUAACGAAGAUAAAAUAUUAAACAAACUUGAUGAUGAAAAGAUAGAGAUAAAAGAAAAAGAGGAUGUAAAGCAAAAUAUAAAUGAUGAAGAUAAAAAAAAUAUAUUUGUUGAUUGCAUCAAUUUUUCAAUUUCUGAUAAUACGAUUAACAAAGAAGAUGAUAAUAUUAAAAUUAAUAAUAAUGAAAUGGAGGAAAAUAAUUUAGAAGAAAAUAACUUAAAAAGAAAUGAAGUAAUUAAUUGCAACAAUAAAGACCAUCCAACUAUUGUAAAUAGUAAUAAUAAUGAAUCUAUUGAAAAUAAUGCAAAUGAAAAUAUUUCAACAAAUAUAGAACCUUUUAUAUCUAAAGAUAAUGUUUUAAAUGAUAAAUGCAAUAUUUCUAAUAAUAAUUCAACAUUAUUUGAAAAUAAAGCAAAUUCUUAUUCAAACGAAAAAUUGCUUGUUAAUUAUGAAGGUAAUUUUAAUUCAACUUAUAAAAGUAGUCCCUCUUCUAAUAAUAUAAUAUUAAAUCCUGAAAAUAAUAAUGAUUUUAAUUUAAUAAAUGAAAAGAAAAUUUACAAUGAUCAUGAAUGUACUCCUGAGAAUAAUGAUUCUAACCUAAAAAUAGAAACAAAAAUUGAUAGUAAUCCAUAUAAUAAUGUUUCUUAUUUAAACUUAAAUAAAAAAAAUAAAAAAACAAAAAAAAUGAAAACUCAUUAUUUAAAUAAAAUUAUUAGUUUCUUAUUUAAUCAAAAUAUAUUUAACUAUUCUUUAAUUUUUAUUCCUAUAUUAAAAAAUGGAGGUAACGUAAAUUCAUUACAUUCAAGUACAAUAAACAAUGUUAUUCUAAAAUUGAAUAAUCUUAGAUUAGUAGAGAUAGAAAAUCAAAAGAUAAAUAACAUAUCUUUAUAUAAAAAUAUUAACAAUAAAGAAGAUGAACAGAGUAUAAAAUAUAUCUUACCUGAGGGUUUUGAAAAUAGGUUGGCGGAUGAUAAAGAAAAGGAAUUAAAUCAAACAAAAAUAGGAGAUAAAGAGUCUUUUGAUAUUGAUUCAAUCACUAAAGAAAAACAUGCAUUAAAUGAACAUCAAGAAAAAAAAAAUAAUGUAGAAAAUAUGAAUGUGAAUGCAUGUUAUGGAUGCACGGAUAAUAUUGAAAGAAAAAAUUUAAAUAUGGAAACUUUAAAAAGUAAUACAAUUGAUAAGAUUAAUAAAUUAAAUAUGUCAAUCUCAGUUGAUAUGAAGGAUAAAAAUAUUUUAAAUUCUGGUAAAGAUGUAAAAAUGAGUUGUCAGAAGAAUGAUGAAGUUAAUAACAGUAUAAAUGCUAUUAUUAAUAGUUUUUUAAAAAAUAAUUUUAAUAAUUAUUCUAAUAAUAGUAAUAACAUUUUUAAUGCAAAUAAUAAUUUAAAUAAUAUAAAUAAUAAUUAUAACAAUAAUAAUAAUAAUAAUAAUAUUUAUGAUUAUAAUAAUCAUCUUAGUGAUUAUAUUAAAGAAGUUCUAUAUCAUUAUAGUAAUUACAACAAGUCUAUGAAUAACAAUAAUAUUAAUACUAAUACUAUUAUUAAUAAUAAUAAUAAUUCUGUAUGUAUUGAUGAAAAUAAUAAAAAUAACAAUAAUAAUAAAGGUAACCAAAAUAAUGAAAAUAAUAAUGAUAAUUAUAAUACUACAUUUAAUGAUAAUAAUGUAGAUUUUAGUGAAAAUAAAAAUACAAAUGAAGAUAAUACUUCACCUAACUUUGAUAAUAAUAAUAAUAAUAAUAAUAAUAGCAAUAAUGUAAAUGCAAACAUUAAUAUUAAUAAAAAAAAUGAACUAUUGCAUAAUAACAUAAAUGAUAAUUUUUUAAAUAAAGAAACCUUUUUAAAAUUAUUAAAAUGUUAUUUAAUAAAUAAAUCAAGUCAAUCAGAAAUAAAUAAAUUUAAUCAACACAUACAUCAUAAUUUAGAUAAUGAUAAUAAUAACUGUGACAAUAUAUUAAAUACUAAUGAAGAAGAUGCUUAUGAUAAAUUAUAUAUGAAUAAUAACACAUUAGAUUGUUUACUAAAUAAUUCAAAAAAUCAGAAUUGUUAUAAUAAUUGUUAUAAUAACAAAAAAUCAAAAAAUUUGGUAAAUAAUCAUUUAUUUAAAAAUAAUUCUACAGAUAUAAAUAAAUUGAAUACAUGCAACCUUAUGUGUAAGAAUAAUUAUAUAUUAAACGAAGAUAAUACAGAAAAUAACAUGUUAAAUGAUAAAAAUAAUAUUUGUUCAAUGAAAACUUUAAAUGAUUUAAAAUAUUUAUAUAAUUGUUAUAGUAAGAAUUUAAAUAUAUGUAACAAUAAGAAAAAUUCUUUUUGUGAUAUGAAUAUAAAUCAUUUAACUAAUUUCUUAUCGGAUGAAAAAAAAAUAGAUUAUACAAAAUUAAAAAAUUUGAAUUUUAAUAAUAAUAUGAGACAAAAAAAUAGUUUGCAUAAUGAUUGUAUUGAUAAUAAAUUAUACUCUUGUGAUUAUAAUUGUAAAUCAAAUAUUUUAAACUUAAUUAAAAACAAAAAUCUAAAUGUAUAUAAUUUAUCAUAUGAUAAGAUUUUCCUUGAUUCUAAAUAUCUAGAUGAUAAUAACAAUUCAGUUAAUUUGAAUAAUCUAAAUUAUAAUGGUAGUUUACUACAGAAUAGCACUUAUAAUAAUAGUAUGAAUAAUAAUAAUUAUAAUGGUAGUAAUGUAAAUAUUAAUAAUAACUGUGCUUGUUGCAAACAUAAAAGUUUACUAAAUAAUAAACUAGGUAAAAAUUUUUUGAAUAAUUUUUCAAAUAUGAAAAAUAUAAAUAAUAGUGUUGAAAAAAUAAAUAAAGAUAUUUUAGAAAAUUAUCCAUAUGACAAUAUGCUUAAUAAUGGAUGUACAGAUUUGAAAUCUUCAUAUAAUACUGUACUAGAAGAAGAUAUGAAAGGUUACGGAAGUUUACCACUUUCUUCAUCUUGUAUAAAUUUAUGCAACAAUAAUCUUUUAAAAUUAUCAUAUUUAUAUGAUCUAUUAGAAAAAAAUAAAAAUUUAUCUUUAAAUGAUAUAUCUAAUGAAAUGAAUCAAUAUUUAAGUAAAUAUUUUUCAAGAUAUGGUAAUUCUUUUGAUAGAAAAAAAAAUUGUAAAAAUAAUAAUAAUGAGGGAAAUUUACAAAAAAAGGAAAUGAAUAAUAACUGCAAAUUAUACGAACAAAAUUUUAAUUUUUUAAAUAAUGCAUUAAAUCAGAAGAAGGAUAAUAUAAAUUUUAUAUCUAAUACAGAGGAAGAAAGUCCACUAUCGUAUGAAAAAGAUAAUAAUGAAAUAGUAUAUAAAGAGCAUUUCAAAAAUGAUAAAAAUUAUUAUUUAUAUGAUGAGGAAAAUCAAAAAAAUGAAAAUAGUGUAUUGUUACAAUGUAAUAACGAAAAGAAAAAGCUGGAAGAAGAAAAAAUGAGAAAUUGCUUAUCAUCAUUAUAUAACUCAGUUGUAUAUAAAUCUGGUUUUUAUACGAAUGAUAAUUCAAAUAAUAAGAAUAUGAAAACUAAGAAAAGCAAUAACUUUUGUGAAUAUUUAUCUAAUUUUAGUUAUUCUAAUUUAAAUGAAAAUAGCAAUGAAAAUAUAAAUCAUAUUGAUGAACUUGGGAAAUUUUUGUUAGUUAGAAGUGAUAACAGUAAUGAAAAUACCUUGAAUUUAUAUAAUAAUAAUGUGGAACAAUUAGAAAAUAAAAAGAAUUUUUAUGAUAAUAAAUUAAAUAAUUAUUCUCUUUUUUCUAAUAAAGAUUUAAAUAAUUCAGUAGAUUUAUAUAAUGAUGGAAGUAGCAAUGAUGAUAUACAGGAACAUAUUAAGAGAAAAAAAGAUGUAAAAGGAGAUAGUAUAGAUAAAAAUGAUCAAGAUAAAGAUAAACUUUUAUUAAUAGAAAAAGGAAAAGGUACUGAAGAAAAUAAGGAUAAUGAAGGAAAUAUUAAUAUAAGUAAUAUAGAUGAAAAUGAAAAAGAGUUAGGUUUAGUAAAUAGUUUAUAUGGAGGUAAAAAUAAGAUAGAUAAUAAAAAUGUUUAUUUAAAUAAUGGAAAUAACAAUUCUAAUUAUAACAUUAUGAAAAUUAAUAAAAAUAAAGAUAUGAAAAAUAAUGAAGAACAUUUAAAUAAUAUAGAUUCAUCGAAGUUAGGAAUUAAAGAAGAUAGAAAUAAAAAUGUUGAUUUUUUUUUAAAUAAUUUCUCAUUAGAAUAUGGUAGAGGAAGAAGAACAAAAGUUAUUAACCAAAAUUAUUUGAAAAAUUAUGAAUUUGAAGCAAAUUUUUUCGGUAAAAGGGACAAUAAAUCAUCAGGCAUUUCUGAUGCUAAUAAUAAAAUGAAUGGUGUAUGUGUUAUUUCUAAUAGUAAUAAUGGCAAAGAUAAAUCCAAGUUAAAUAAUGAAUCCUCACCAACAGGUAAGGAAAAUAUAAAUAAUAAAGGAAUUAAUACAAGAAAAGUAAAUAAUAAAUUAAGAAAUAAUGUUAUUGAUGUGAAUGAUAAUUAUGAAUUUAAAUUAUCUGCAUCGGAAUUAAAACCACAAAGGGGGGUUUAUUUUGAUCGAUCACAAAAAGCAUGGAUUGGAAGUUGGUAUGAAGAGGGAAAACAAAUUAAAAAGCGAUUUAAAAUAAAAUAUUAUGGAUGGGAUGAAGCAAGGAAUUUGGCAACAAAAGCAAGGUUUGCAUUUGAAAAUAGAACAAAAAAUUUAAAAAAUAAAAAGAAUAAUAAUAAUAAUGGUAUUAUAAAUGAAAAUACUAAUAUUAAUACAACUAAUGAAAAUAUAAAUAACAUGGAUAAUAAUAAUAAUAAUAAUUUUUGUAAUAGUGAUAAUACUAAUACCAUUAACCAUAAUAUUAGUAGUACUAAUAAUAUUGAUAAUUUAAAUAACUGCAGUGUUAACCAUAUAAAUAAUACUCUUGAGGAAGAUAUGAAUAAAAAAAGCGUUUCAAAAAGAACCACAUUAAAAAAUAAUGACGAAAAUUUAGAUGAUUCUAAUAAUAUGAUUGUAAAUAAAAAAGAUUGUAAGAAAAAUAUGCUUAAUAGUAAUAAUAAUAAAACUUUAGAAGAAAAUAAUAAUUGUAAAAACAGUGAAAUUAAUGGAGAUAAGAAUAAAGAAAAUAAGUUAUUAUCUUCUGAUGAAAAAAAAAAUGAAAAUAAUGUAUAUAUAGAAAAUACAAAAUAUAAUAAUGUUGAUACAGCAACAUAUAAUAUAAAUAAUUAUGAUUCUCAUUUAAAAGAUGAAAGUAUGAAUGUUUUGAAUAAUAAGGAAUCUUUUAACUUUGAACAAAAUGCAUUUGAUAAAUUUGGUUAUGAAAAAGAUUGUAAUAAAUAUGAUACAAGAAAUAAUGAAAAAAAUGAUGAACUUUGUAAAAAUGAGUUAACUCAUGAAAGUUAUAAUUAUAAAAACGAAAAUAAAAAUAUAAAUGAAAAUUCAUUUAAUAAAUGGAAUAAUGAUAAUACAGGAAACAAUAUUUUGAAAGAUGACUAUAAUAAUAAUAAACCUAACUCAAAUGAGGAAAUAAUGAGAAACAAACAUGACAAUUGUAUGUUGAAAAAUAAUGAGAAUAAUACAAGAGAUAUUAACAGUAAUGAUGCAUCAGAAUCACAAUUUUGUGAUCAAACUUUUAUGAAAGGAACUCAAAAUAAUAUAAUUUAUAGUAAUUAUUAUGGUAAUAAUUAUAAUGAUAAGAAUACAGAACAAGGAUGUGAAGAUCAACAAAAUAAAAAGAAUGAUAACUGUAUAAACGAAAAUUGUAGGAACAAUUGUAAAAUAGAUUUUAAUAAUGGUAGUAGUGAUAAUGAUAAAAUAAAUAAUAAUACGAGAGAAGGAAAUGUAAGUUAUGAAUGUUGUAAUCAGUUAAAUAAUAACAGUAAUAAUAAUAAUAAUAAUAAUAAUAAUAAUAAUAAUAAUAAUAAUACUGGUAUUAUAAGAAAAGAAAAAAUGUUAGAUAAUAUGAAUAAUUUAGAUAACAAAAAUAGAAAUAUGUAUUUGAAAUAUUGUAAUUCCAAAUCAUUAGAAAAUGCAAUAAGUUAUGCUAAAUCUAAUAAUAAGAAAUUAUGUGAUAAUAAUUUAUUAGAUCAAUCUGUUAAAUUACCACAAGGUGUAUUUUAUCAAGAUUCAAAAAAAGCAUUUUGUGCUAAUUGGUAUUCAAAUGGAAAACAAGAAAAAAGAUAUUUUUCAAUUAAUAAAUUUGGUGAAGAAAGAGCUAGAAAUUUAGCUAUUGCUGCAAGAAAAAAAUUUGAACAUAUUUAUAAAAAAAAUAAUUCAAAUAGAAAAGAAUUAUCAAGUAAUAUUUUGAAAAAUGAUUCUAAUGAUAAUGCAGGAGGAGACAUGUACCAAUUAGAUGAAUAUAAUAUAAAUAAAAAUAAUAUUAUGCAUAAUAAUUUAAACAUUAUGACGAAAAAAGUAAAUCCAAAUAAUAAAGGAGCUUCAUCAUCAUCUCCAUUACCAAAUAAUGAAGAUUUACAUUUUGUAACUAAUAAUUAUAUAAAUAAAAAUUAUAUAAAUUAUAGAGAUAAUAUUUAUAAUACUUUACCUUUAAAUACAGACGAACGUAAUAAAAUUAAUACUGUUAAUAAUAACAAUUCUGUUGCUAAUAUUAGCAAUAACAAUGAUAAUAACAUUAUAAAUAAUACAGUUGAUAAUAAUAAUAAUAAUAAUAGUAGUGAUAUAAUUAAUAAUGAUACUGAUAGAAUAAUUAAUAAUGAUAAUGUAGAUAAUAAUAAUAAGGAAACUAAUAGCAGUGAAAAUAAGUCAUCACCAAACUUAUUAAACAGUAGAAAUAAUAUGUAUAUAAAUAAAAAUGAUGUAUCUUCUCCUAAUAUAUGUGAAAAUAGUUGUGAAGUUUAUAAUAAUACAUCUAACCAAACAAAUGACAAUAUUUUAUAUCUAUCACCUAGUGAAAAAAUAAGUAAAGAAAUAACAAACGAAGAAACAAGUGUCGCUACUCCAAACUAUGAUCAAUCAUCAAAGGAUUUAUCUUCUCCUGAUUAUUAUAACAAACAUUCACAAAAAAAUAUGUUUAACAAGAAUGUUAAAAAAGAAAUUGAUGAUAUAAAUGUGUAUAAUAAAGUAGAAAAACCAAGUUCUACUCCUGCUGGGGUUUAUAUGAUCAGAAUAAACGGCAUUGUUCAAGCUUGGAGAGCUGAAUGGAGAAGUCCUAGUGGAUGUAAGAGAACAAAAAAUUUUGGAAUUAAUACUUAUGGUAGUAGUUUAAGUAAAAAAUUAGCAAUAGAAAUGAGAGCUAGAAUGACUGGUGAAUGCUUAAUUUCAGAUGAUGGUACAGUUUUUGAUUACGCAAACAAAAAAGGAACAAAAAAUAAUUAA
This is a messenger RNA of Plasmodium gallinaceum, 9648 nucleotides long. RefSeq names its product transcription factor with AP2 domain(s), putative (gene ApiAP2). The record is from RefSeq and is a predicted model, not a curated record. Bases 1 to 9648 code for a protein of 3215 amino acids. Lineage: Eukaryota; Apicomplexa; Aconoidasida; Haemosporida; Plasmodiidae. Gene Ontology annotation, molecular function: DNA-binding transcription factor activity. The transcript has a single exon. Gene Ontology annotation, biological process: regulation of DNA-templated transcription.